Molecule: messenger RNA, 1309 nt
Organism: Anopheles nili
Lineage: Eukaryota; Metazoa; Arthropoda; Insecta; Diptera; Culicidae
Exons: 3
Coding region: 185-1246 (353 amino acids)
Biological process (GO): transcription elongation by mitochondrial RNA polymerase; mitochondrial transcription
Cellular component (GO): mitochondrial nucleoid
Molecular function (GO): DNA polymerase processivity factor activity
Source: RefSeq, a predicted model, not a curated record
ACAAUGUUAAUAUACCUUUAAAUGCGAUUAUUUCGAUGAAUAACAAUCAUUUGUUGGGCUGCAUAUCAAUGUGAAGCAGAGGUGUGCGGCAAUAUGAUAUUUACUAUACCAAAAAUCUUAUUGGCAUCAUCCACUUCAACAUAGCAAGAGUGCGAGAAAACACACUGCCUUCUGCAUUACAACCAUGAUCGGCCAACUGGUACGCCGGCAGCUGUUCGGCCGGUUCGGAUACUUCGUACACACACGAUCCAUCAAUGUGGACAGCUCGACCAGGCUCGGAUUUCCCUGCGCUUACUCCGACGAAGAAACGAAGAAGAUUCUCAACACCUUAAACGAACAGGACGUCGAGGAGCUGUACAAAUACAACAUCUCAAAGUACCGGCUGAAAAAGAUCGAAGGAUGGCGCAAAAAGUUUGGUUCGUUUCUUUCGCUCGAGCAAGUGCUCGAACUGGACGGCUUCGGUGUGACGGUGUUGCGCAAAUUUUACGAUUCGAUCGUUCACGGUCCUAAAGAAGACACGGUCACCGCCACCAAAGCCAUCAAAAAAGAUGUUAAAUUCACGACGCCCCUGCUCACUGCCCAAAUGAUACCGAAAAUCGGCAGCUGUGUGUCGCUGUACGUUGGCCUGGACUAUGUCACGUGGGCGUACUUUAAGCUUGAGAAGGAACGACCGACCACGCUGGCCGGCUGGAACAGCUACAACAUUAGCGAUCGCAAGCUGCACCUCAGCGAGCUGAUUCGGUGCGUGAGUCAAAUCAGCCGGCUCAUUCCGGAGGCUGACGUGUACGUGGUGGAAAACCCUCCCGUCGCACAAGCGUCCGCUAUGGGUUCAGCCGUCCAGACUAACAUCAACAUGCAACGAUCACAGUUGAUCGGCAUGUUGAUGCUAAUGCUGGCCGACAGACCCUCCGGUCCGGCUCAAUCCACGAGCGACUCCACCGAUAGCAACGUUUUCUUUCUGAAGCAAUAUCUUUCCGCUCGGCUGUUCGGUAUCUUUGUCGGGAAUGAGCGUGUCUCGUCGCAGGACGUCAUCCGAUCGCUAAUGGAGCGACAGAUCGGUCCGAAUGAGGACGAGCUGGAAUCGGUACAGUCCCGGCUGAGCAUACCGUCGGGGUUGCGGAUCAUCUAUGAAGAAAACGACAGCACCGAACGGGAGUUUCUCGGCCAAUCACUCCUGCUGGGAUUGAGCUUUUUGCGGCUCUGUGUCUUCAAGUGCGAGGACAGCUUGAAGAUGUUUCGGAGAUAAACUACACCCAAGGCCGCCCUGUGAUAGCACCGUUCGACGGAACAUAGAAACGCUUGAAAUACA